Messenger RNA from Epinephelus fuscoguttatus (brown-marbled grouper), 2623 nucleotides. RefSeq names its product extracellular calcium-sensing receptor-like. The coding region runs from base 1 to 2556 and encodes 851 amino acids. The transcript has 12 exons. NCBI's taxonomy places the organism in Eukaryota, Metazoa, Chordata, Actinopteri, Perciformes, Serranidae. Gene Ontology annotation, molecular function: G protein-coupled receptor activity. Gene Ontology annotation, cellular component: membrane. Gene Ontology annotation, biological process: G protein-coupled receptor signaling pathway. The record is from RefSeq and is a predicted model, not a curated record.
AUGUUUGAUGAGGCAGCCCUCUCCCUGCUGCUUCUCAGCAUAGUGGGCAGACUGAUGGGGCUGGAGGUGGUUGAGGCGAUAGUGUGCUCCCGGUGGGGUGCACCGCUCAACAAGAGCCUCUCCCAGGAUGGAGAUGUGAUCAUCGGUGGACUAUUUAAUCUGUAUUUCAGACCUUCAGCUGUGGAGCAGAGCUUCACCGAGCGGCCGCAUUAUGAACCUUGCACUGGUUUAGAUCUUGAGUUAUUAAAAUAUAUAUAUGCUAUGGCGUUUGCGGUGGAGGAAAUCAAUCGUAAUAGCACCCUGCUACCAGGAGUCAAGCUGGGCUACCAUAUACUUGAUAGCUGUGCCAGAUACCCCUGGGCUCUGCAAGUUGCACUGUCACUGGUCGGAGGAGACACACACAGCUGUGGUCAACCUGUUCCUUUGCUCAUUGGUCCUGGCACGUCAACAACAACUAUAAUUCUGUCCAGGAUCCUGGGGCCUCUCUCUGUGCCAGUUAUCAGCUACUUGGCAAGCUGCCCCUGCCUGAGUGACAGGCUGAAGUUUCAUAACGUCUUCAGAACAAUCCCCAGUGAUAUUUACCAAGCCCGGGCCAUGGCACAACUGGCCAUACGCUUCCACUGGACUUGGAUGGGAGCUGUGAUUGUAAACAAUGAUUAUGGUCGAUUGGCAGUACAGGCAUUUCAGGAAGAGACACAGGGGAAAGGGGUGUGUUUGGAAUUCAUAGAGACUGUCCGCAGAGAAACUAUUGUCAGUGAUGCCAGACGAACAGCCCUCACAAUUCAAGCCUCGACUGCAAGGGUGAUUCUGAUCUUUUGCUGGUACACAGAAGCAAAGAAAAUACUUCUAGAGCUGGCCAAGAUAAAUGUGACUGACAGACAGUUUCUGGCAAGUGAAGCUUGGAGCACCAGUGAUGAUCUUCUCCAAGAUCUUGCCAUCUCUGAUGUGGCAAGUGGUGUUCUAGGUGUGGCCAUUCGUAGUUCAACGAUACCUGGAUUUGAAAGUUAUCUCAAGAGUUUGCACCCAAUUUGUCGUCCAGAUGAUGAAUUCUUACGAGAAUUUUGGGAACAGGAGUUUGAAUGCAGUCCUGGAGCUACGCAAGAACAAGCGUCUCUAGCCCCUUGCAGUGGCACCGAGUCCCUGGAGGGAGUUCAGAAUCACUUCACUGACACCUCCCAGCUGCGGGUGACAUAUAAUGUCUACCUUGCUGUUUAUGCUGCAGCCCACGCCCUUCACAGUCUUCUGUCCUGCCCUGACAGAGACAGUUCUUCCAGAAACAACAGCUCCACCUGCUCCUCUCCAAAACAUAUCAAACCCAUAGAGCUGUUGCAACACUUGAACAAAGUGAAUGUCACCACACCACACGGGGACAUGUUUUAUUUCCAAGGUGCCGACAUUCCAGCAAAGUAUGACCUUGUCAACUGGCAGAACACCCCUAAAGGGUCUCUCAAACUUGUUUUGAUUGGUCGUGUGGACGGGUCUGACCUUCACCUUAAUGAAUCAGCUAUUCAGUGGAGCACAGGAUCCAAUCAGGUGCCUGUUUCAGUGUGCAGUGAGAGCUGUCCCCCAGGUACCCGAAUGGCUGAAAGGAAAGGAGAGCCUCUCUGCUGCUUUGACUGUAUCCCAUGUGCUGAAGGGGAGAUAAGCAAUAAAACUGGUUCCCAUCACUGUGAGCGCUGUUCGUCUGAGUUCUGGUCCAAUGUUGAUCAAACAGUGUGCAUCCCUCGUCAGCUGGACUUCCUUUCCUUUAAUGAAACUCUGGGCAUCACCCUGACUACUGCAGCUGUGUCUGGUGCCACCAUGACAACAGCUGUCUUUGUGGUGUUUCUUUACUACCGUCAAACACCCAUGGUUCGAGCCAACAAUUCAGAACUGAGCUUCCUGCUUCUCCUGUCGCUGAAGCUCUGCUUCCUGUGCUCACUGGUGUUCAUUGGUCGUCCAUCAGUCUGGGCUUGUCGGUUCCAGCAGGCAGCUUUUGGGAUCAGCUUUGUACUUUGUGUCUCCUGCCUCCUGGUGAAAACCUUGGUAGUUCUAGCUGUUUUCCGUUCAGCUCGGCCUGGUGCUGAGGCUUUGAUGAAGUGGUUUGGUCCCGGCCAGCAGAGAGGAAGUGUCUGCCUCUUUACAUCUGUACAGAUUAUCAUCUGUGCCAUAUGGCUGUCCCUCAGCCCCCCGGUGCCUCAGCGUGAUCUGGGUUUCAAAGGAUCAAAGGUCACCCUGGAGUGUGCCAUGGCCUCUGUGGUGGGCUUCUCUCUGGUUCUGGGUUACAUUGGUCUGCUGGCCUGCACCUGUCUCCUCCUGGCCUUUCUUGCUCGGAAACUCCCUGACAACUUUAAUGAGGCCAAACUGAUCACCUUCAGCAUGCUGAUAUUCUGUGCUGUCUGGGUGGCCUUCGUCCCUGCUUACGUUAGCUCUCCUGGGAAGUAUGUUGUAGCUGUGGAGAUUUUUGCGAUCCUGGCCUCCAGCUAUGGUUUGCUGCUUUGCAUUUUUGCCCCCAAAUGUUUUAUCAUUCUCUUGAGGCCUGAGAAAAACACAAAGAAGCACCUGAUGUCCAGGUAGUUUUUUCUGGAUCUUGAGCUUACAACUCUUUUUUUGUAUUUGUCCAGUGGAGAGAGUGGCCCCCACA